AAGUGAUCCUUUCAGCUGUCAUGGCUGAAAAAAGAAGAGUUGUGGGGCUACCUCUGCUGCUUCUCUUUAUGUCUGUCGCUGCUUUACAUUUAUUUUCUUGCCCUUUCACUAAAGUUGAAGAGAGUUUCAAUUUACAAGCGGCACAUGACAUUCUGUAUCACAGACUUGACUUUGACAAGUACGAUCAUCAUGAAUUCCCUGGAGUUGUGCCACGAUCGUUUCUCGGACCCUUGUUUCUCUCUGCAUUCUGCUCUCCAUUUGUCCUUCUUCUGUCUCUGCUGGAUGCACCCAAAUUCUACACUCAGCUAACAGUUCGAGCUUCACUGGGAUUGUGUGUCAUUGCUGCUCUGUGGCACAUGCAGCGAGAGGUAAGGAGGCAGUUUGGCUCCACAGUUGCAGGUCUUUUCUGCCUUACCUGUGCAUCCCAGUUUCACCUGAUGUUCUACAGCACAAGGACACUCCCCAAUGUCUUUGCACUCCCUCUGGUUCUUAUAGCGUUCACAUCAUGGAUGGCUCAGAAACAUGCUCGAUUCAUCUGCCUCUCUGCGUUGGUGGUCAUCGUCUUCCGGUCUGAGCUGUGCAUCCUCCUGGGCCUCAUGUUGCUGAUGUCUCUGCUGAGCAGGAGGCUUGGACUGCUGCAGCUGCUUUCCUACGCUGUUCCUGCUGGGAUCUUGUCCCUGGCUCUGACAGUGACAGUUGACUCCUUCUUUUGGGGGAGACUUCUGUGGCCUGAGGGCCAGGUCUUGUGGUACAAUACCAUCCUAAACAAGAGCUCCAACUGGGGAACCGCUCCCUUUUUGUGGUACUUUUACUCUGCGGUUCCUCGUGCUCUGGGCUGCACGCUUCUCUUUGUACCUCUUGGCCUCUUUGACAGGCGAGUAAGGUCGCUGCUGCUUCCCACUGUAGGUUUCAUUCUCAUCUACUCACUUCUGCCUCACAAAGAGCUGCGUUUCAUCAUUUACACAUUCCCAGUGCUCAGUUUGGCUGCUGCACGUGGCUGCCUGUUCAUUUUGUGCAACUAUCAGAAAUCCUGGAUGUACAAACUAGGAUCAGCUGUUGUGGUUGGACAGCUGUUGAUCAACACAAUGUACUCUAGCAUUUGUUUGUAUGCUUCGCACCACAAUUACCCUGGUGGCAGAGGAAUGCAGGAACUUCACAAGCUGCUUCCUGCGACAGCAGAUGUCUUUGUGCACAUCGACACCUAUGCAGCUGAGACGGGAGUGUCCCGCUUCUUGGAGCAAAACAAAAAUUGGAGAUAUGACAAAAGAGAAGGUUUAAACCCCACAAGUCCUGAAAUCAGAAUGUACACACACCUUCUGAUGGAGGCCAACUUCACCAAGAUACAGCAGCUUCUGGUCACUCAUCAGCCUCUGGCUUUCAUCGAGGGCUACAAAAACCUCGCCUUCGACAUGACAAACUUCCCUCCAGUCAGCGUGCGAUUAGAGAGGAAAACGGUCCUGAUGGAGAGGAAAACUGACUGGCCCAAAGAGAAGAGUUAACAAUGGGCUGAUUUUUCUGGAACUUUGACUUGUGAAAACAAUUAGUGCAUAAGUUUCUCCAGAUGUCCCAUUUUCAUACAGAUCAGCAAGAUCUACGUCUCCAGCAGAUUUGUGGAUUGAUUACAUUAAGAAUUAUGUGUACACUUUGCAGACAGAAAUGUCAAUACCAAUAAAGCUGAUUGAAAGUAAAGUGAUGGGAACACCUUAAACCAACAGGCAUCUGUACACAUGCCCUUUUAUGGCUUAUAAUUUUAAUCUUUUGAAGUGAAGUUCUGUGGAAAGAUUAUAAACUUUUACAUGUUGUAGAUAGCUCUUUGAAUGGCCUCAUUUAGGAGAAAUAAAGAUUUGUUCUGAUGGAA
Nothobranchius furzeri (turquoise killifish) is the source of this 1858-nucleotide messenger RNA. Lineage: Eukaryota; Metazoa; Chordata; Actinopteri; Cyprinodontiformes; Nothobranchiidae. The record is from RefSeq and is a predicted model, not a curated record.